This is a messenger RNA of Rana temporaria (common frog), 546 nucleotides long. RefSeq names its product NCBP2 antisense 2 (head to head) (gene NCBP2AS2). The record is from RefSeq and is a predicted model, not a curated record. NCBI's taxonomy places the organism in Eukaryota, Metazoa, Chordata, Amphibia, Anura, Ranidae. The transcript is spliced from 2 exons. Bases 143 to 457 code for a protein of 104 amino acids.
AGGCGCCCAGUAUCACUUCCGAGUUCACCUAGGCCGCCAUCUUUAAAAAGGGCAAACACUUAUCCGUGAGUCAUGACGUGUGCUGACUGAUACGGGCGGGGCUCCGUUGUCGGUAGACUGUGCCCGACACAGGAGGGCAGACAUGGUGCUUCGUCGGCUUCUCUUCAACCUCCUGAAUAACCCUCAGGUGAUUGAGAAGCUCUCCGAGUCUCGGCCUAUCCGCAGAGCCGCCCAGAUUACCGCCUUCGCCAUCACCAAGGCCGAGCUGACUGGCAAGGACGCGGCCCAGCGCCUGCUCCGCUCUGAUACCGUCCGACAACUCACCAAGGACGGGGCUCCCCGGAACCUGGAGGACAUAGGGCGGAAGAUGGGACGGGUGAAGAACACGUUCAUGAGGGAGCUCAAGACUGGCAUGAAGGCAAUCAAAGAUGGCACAAAGAGGCCGGGGGGAGAGUGAGGAGGACAUGAGGGUGUACCUCACAAGCAGCCUGCUAAUUCAUUUUAAUGUAUUAUAAUCUUCACAAUAAAAGUAGUUCACUGACUCCA